UGGGUGUUCCUACCACUUCCUCUUCCCUCAUCUCACAGCUCACGGCUGCACUUUCAAGGGCAGUUUUUGAGCUGAGCUCUCAGAUCACAUUUUGCUGAAAAACUAUAAGCUAUGUCCUCUAUCUAUUCAUACGCCCGGGACACCUUCUUUUACCUUCUCCAUUCAGCCUGCAAUGUGGCAGCUCUCGAAAGGGAAACAAAGAAUUCACGAGUGCCUGCAACCCCGGGAGACACAGAACAUGGCCAUUCGUCCUGCCCAGCGGGCAGCGGGGCGGAGGAAGAAGAAUAUUAUGAACUCAUUCUCCCGGAGAAUCGCGAGGAAGGGCUGUCUCAGGAUCCUACACAAGACGGGUCAGGAGGGCUGAGGGAGGAUGAAGGGACCCCGCAGGCGCUGAGGCUCAUCCUGGUGGGAAAACCCGGAAGCGGGAAAAGCGCAACAGGAAACAGCAUCCUCGGCCGGAGAGUGUUCGAGUCCAAGGUCAGCGCCGGGCCCGUGACCAAGGCCUUCCAGCGGGGGCGCCGAGCGUGGGCGGGGAAGGAGCUCGAGGUCAUCGACACCCCCGACAUCCUGUCCCCGGGGGCGGCGCCGCGAGGGACCGCUCGGGGCCCCUGCGGAGCCAUUGCCGCCUCCUUGCCGGGGCCCCACGCGGUGCUCCUGGUGACGCAGCUGGGCCGCUUCACCGAGGAGGAUCAGGAGGGGGUCAGGCGCCUCCAGGAGCUCUUCGGGGCGGGCAUCCUGGCCCGCACCAUCCUGGUGUUCACGCGGAAGGAAGACCUGGGCGGCGGCACCCUGGAGGAGUACCUGCGAGAGACCGACAACCGGGAGCUUGCCAGGCUGGACGUCCUGUGUGAGCGGCGACACUGUGGCUUCAACAACAGGGCGCAGGGGGCGGAGCAGGACGCCCAGCUGAAGGAGCUCAUGGAACAAAUCGAAGCCAUCCUGUGGGAACACGAAGGCCGUUAUUACAGCCACCAGGCUUACCGUCAGUCCCCGUGCUACGUCUUGCUCUAGCGAGAGCCGGCGGGGCAGGUCCCCCAGGGCCAGGGCUCCGAGGAAGGGCGCAGCGAGGAGUCCUGGUGGCAGGGACUGUGUCGCAUCCGGAAGGAAUCUGGGCGCACUGACACACAGCUCCUGGGGAGGCCGCCCAUCUGAGACGCGCUGGAUUCCACGCAGCCACGGCUGCUUCCUGCCAGCCUCCCUCGGCCCCGGAGUCUGCCUUCCAGCCCCUCACUUGCUCUCUCCGUCCCACAGGUCACUGACCCUCACAGUGUCCAGGGCAGGGUCUGGGGUGGCGAGCGGUGUGCGGGCUCCUGAGUUCGCAGGUCCUACAUCACACCUUCCAGAACACGUGGGCCCUCCCUCCUCUGUGCCCCUCCAUCCUCACGUCUCCUUGGCAUUCCGAGUCUGCAAUAGAACACCGAUAGGACCACAGCUUCCUGCGGGCAGGCCCGUGCCUCAUUCGCCCAUGUAACUCCCACAGCAUCCUGGCCACUGGAGUCACCGCUUAAACGUCGAUGUAGCAAAUCAGUGUGGGAUGUCGACCAGGUGCCUCUGCAUCUCUUGGGCUGUGUCCUUGCCCGCUAAGGGGGCAGGCAUGAUGACUUUUAAGGCCCUGUGCCAUGUGGGCCAGGACAGGCACUGGGCUGGGGAGGAGAAAGCAAGUAGAAACGGGAGGGGUAGAAGGCGCAGCCCUUUUAUUCACUCUUGAAAGAGGCCACCCAAUCGCAGCAAAGGAGCCCUGUGGGAACCUCUUGGUGGGGUGAUGAGCAGAGCGGGGUAGAGGUAUCCAGGGGGCCAGGUCCGGUCAAGAAAUGGAGCCUAGACCUGGUUGCAGGACAUGGAGGCCCCCGGAGGUGCCAAGUGGGCUUGGGCAGAGAGGAGCACUUCCCUGAGGCAGACUCGGACUAGGGAGGUCACACAGCUGUUACUGCCCCUUGUGAUGCCUGCCGUCCGGCCGUCCAGCCGUAGAGAACAGAGGCGAUGUUCAACCCCUCCUCUGCUUCACCUGCAACUGCUUCCCUUCUCCCUUGAGAGUGGGGAGAAAGUGUGGGUGGGGUGUGUCUUGGUGUGUAGGUGGGUCCCCAGCAGGGUAUUUUGGUGCACAGAAUGGGAGGAGGCAGAGAAGAAAGGGAAGCUGCAAAGAAAAGAAGCAGGUGAAUGAUGUAAGACGUCCUAGGGAACAGCCUGCCGGGCUGAUGGGGAGAGCCCUGCAACACGCGGCUGUCAUCUUCUCCAGACGCAGCGGACGCCUAAGAAAGCUUAAGCAUUUCUUUUGCUAAAAGAUUCAGACAAGUGUCUCGAGGCAGAACAGAGACUUAUUUUGGUGUAUGCUUACGAUAGCCUUUGUGCCAGAUCAUUUAUUAAGCAGGUGAUCCGCGUCCCGCUGAACUGGAACGCAACGUUUAUCAUAUGUUAAUUUUUCAUAUUCUCUAAGAUCUCUGUCAGGAUUUCCGAUUCUGUUCUUCUGACUUUUCUACUCCUGCAUGAAUAAAACAUGGAUUUGAUUAGA
Molecule: messenger RNA, 2509 nt
Organism: Orcinus orca (killer whale)
Lineage: Eukaryota; Metazoa; Chordata; Mammalia; Artiodactyla; Delphinidae
Gene: GIMAP6
Product: GTPase, IMAP family member 6
Exons: 3
Coding region: 112-1011 (299 amino acids)
Cellular component (GO): cytosol
Molecular function (GO): GTP binding
Source: RefSeq, a predicted model, not a curated record